Ceratina calcarata is the source of this 3788-nucleotide messenger RNA. Its product is annotated as echinoderm microtubule-associated protein-like 2. The record is from RefSeq and is a predicted model, not a curated record. Gene Ontology annotation, molecular function: microtubule binding. Gene Ontology annotation, biological process: microtubule cytoskeleton organization. The transcript is spliced from 19 exons. Gene Ontology annotation, cellular component: mitotic spindle. NCBI's taxonomy places the organism in Eukaryota, Metazoa, Arthropoda, Insecta, Hymenoptera, Apidae. Bases 926 to 3664 code for a protein of 912 amino acids.
AACAAUAGAUCAUGAGGGAUUCUAAUCUGAUAACAAAUGAAGACAUUUUAUCGCGUAUGAAACUGGCGUCUGAUUAUUUAUGAACGCGUGUGUACACACGUUGAGUAACGCUUAUCGUAACUGGAGUGAAUGGUUCGCGUGGCGGUAGCGUAAUCGUAAUCGGAGUCAUCUGGAUGAUCCGGAGUAUCCAGCACGUAUUGAUCGCUCUGCGCCGCGCCACGCCGCCGUGCCAAAGAUGUGGGAGCAGCUGUGUGUUUUGCUGACAGUAACGUCGAGUCGAUCGUACAGAAAACACGUGUUGUUUUUCUCUAACGGCCGAGACCGUUUUUAACUCGCUGCCAGUGUACAAUUUUCAUCGGAUAUUUCGUUCAACGUUCGUGCGACGCGGUUCACUUGCGUGCUGCUCAAUGAAUUAGGAACAAUGGUUCGCUCCUAUUGUGCGAGCAUCUGCUCCAGAGUUCAUAGAAAUGGAGUACUAUAAAUAGUUUGGAAUUGAUGAGUCGACGAAAACAAGUCGUCAGAUUAUUAAUAUCACAGCGGUUGUCGCCAAGUGGUCGCCUAAACAAUCGUGCUAAAAAUAAAUAAUAAAAUUUAUCGGCUGACACGGGACGCACAUGCGUGAAAUAAAAAGCAUGUGUCGAUCAGUUCUGGUUAUCUGAAAAAAAUUUCAGUGAGUGUCCCAUUGACUCCACUUGUACGAAAUCGUGCGAGGAAACGAUGGACAACGCGUGGGACUGGUUGUGUAACGAAUUAACUGGUUAGAUGAACUCGGAAAGGAUUCACGCGUGUGGAGUUCUGGACGUGAUACGUAUUUAGCGUCGAGAAGAAUAUGUCUGGUGCACGCAGACAGCGACGCGUACACUUUAUGUUUGCGUCGGUUAAUCGGUUCAAUUGAAUAACGUAUUAAUACCUCGGUGGGGUUGAAAUGUCCACGCCGGACACGAUGGACACCAUCGACGAGGCGGAGCAGGCGUGGCACGAGAUGCUGGAGUGCGAGACGGGGUCGCUAUUAGGCCGAGUAGCGGACCUCGAGAGGCAGUCUCUGGCCCAAAGGGACGAGAUAGUUUGUCUCCGAGCCACCCUUGCGGAUGCACUGCGCAGGAUCGCGUUGCUCGAAGGCCGUGAGAAAAGGGAGGACGAGAGGACGGAAAGGAGAAACGAGAGGACGACAGUCUCCUCGCCGUUGAGAAACGGACACGUUACGCUUAGAGGUAAUCAAAAUUCGGUGGCUCAGAAGGACAUACGAUUACGUCAAACAGGUAGUUCCUCCCUGAGGAAUUGUUCGACCUCGGGAUCGUCUCAGGACGUGCGGGACUCGAUCUCUAGUCCACGGAGACCGGUCAGUUACACUACGCAUUCCACGGUUACGCAGCUCCCUCAAAGAAGGUCCGUCCAUUAUCAGUCGACCGGUUCCCUGCACUCGGACAGUCCCAGUAGUAGCAGCAUAUCACCGGUGCCAUCGCCCAGUCCCCGAGCCACGCCACUGCCAGUAGCCAGAUCGCCGACGGCGAGAUCGAACGGGCCGCCCCAGAGCAGCUUGAGAAGGGCGAAACGGUGGUCAUCCACCGGGGAUUUUACCCACUCUCCUCAAAAUCAGGGGAACAAUUCGCAGCUCGUCAGCAGCAGAUUGUCAGCCUCAACCAAGUCUCUGUUCAACCUCUUCAAGCCACCAACGAUGACCAACGUGAAGCACGGUACUAGAGACAUGCAGUACAACGAAGACGACGGCACCGUGCGUAUGUACCUGCGAGGACGACCCGUCGUUCUCUACGUCCCGACGUCCUACGCGGAGACGUACGACCUGCAUAAAGUCAGCACGCCGCCACAAAAUAAAUUGAAACUGGACUGGGUGUACGGGUACCGAGGCAGGGAUUGCCGCAGCAAUCUUCAUCUACUGCCGACCGGUGAAAUCGUCUACUUCGUCGCUGCGGUCGUCGUUUUGCAUAAUAUGGAAGAGCACAGCCAAAGGCACUAUUUGGGCCACACGGAUGACAUCAAAUGCAUAGCGAUUCAUCCGAAUAAAAUGGUCGUUGCCACUGGCCAAGUCUGUGGAACCGAUAGGCGCGAUGCAAUGCCGCAUAUUAGGAUAUGGAACUCGGUGAGCUUGGCGACGGUCUGCGUGAUCGGCAACGGCGAAUUCGACGGUUCGAUUUGCUGUUUGUCGUUCUCGAAAGCGGACGGCGGUAAUUACCUGUGCGCAAUCGACGAGACUUCCGAUCACAAUAUUUCAAUUUGGGACUGGCAAAAGAGCGAACGCGGCACCAAAGUCACGGAAACUAAGUGUAGCGUGGACACGGUGGUGUGCGCUGAAUGGCAUCCCCUGGAGAGGAACCAGAUCGUGUCCUGCGGAAAGGGACACGUAUCCUUCUGGUCUCUAGAUAACGGCGGUAUGCUUUAUAAACGCAUGGGAGUUUUUGAGAGUAGAGAGAAGCCGAGGUACGUGACUUGCGUGGCGUUCAACCAAAACGGUGACGUCCUCACCGGGGAUAGUAACGGGAACAUAAUCGUUUGGGGCAGGGGGACGAAUACGAUUUCGAAAAUCGUGAGGAACAUUCACGAGGGGUCGAUAUUCUCGAUUUGCGUUCUGAAGGACAGUUUCAUCGUCACUGGUGGCGGUAAAGAUGGUAGAAUAUUAUAUUUCGACGAGUCCCUAAACCUGACUGGAGAACAAGCACAGAUUGAAGAUCAUUUCGGUGGUAUCCGAACGCUUGCGGAGGGCAGAGGCACGCAACUGCUGAUCGGCACGACGAGGAAUUGCAUCCUGGUUGGUGACGUCCGAACGGGUAUAGGAUUCCACCCAGCGAUGCUCGGACACGCCGAAGAAGUAUGGGGACUCGCGAUGCAUCCGACCUUGUCACAGUUCGCCACGGCUGGCCAUGACAGACUGUUGCAAAUGUGGGACAGCCUGAGCCACACUGUCGUAUGGAGCAAGGAUAUCGGGGAACAAGCGCAGAGCAUUGGGUUCUCGCCGGACGGUAAUGUGAUGGUGGUUGGAUGCACUUCUGGUAAAUGGUUGGCGAUCGACAGUGAAACCAGGGAACUGUACACUCAUCACACUGACGGAUCAGAGCCUAUUCAGGUUGUUCGAUUUUCACCUAACGGUACGCUGUUGGCCUUGGGCUCCAGGGACAAUUAUAUCUACGUUUAUCAGGUGAACGAAGAUGCCACCAAGUACAGUAGAGUCGGAAGGUGCAUGCCAAAACGGAUCCGCAGGCGUAGAGGACAUUCCAGCUUUAUAACGCAUUUGGACUGGUCGGUGGACGGUCAAUACCUGCGUAGCAACAGUGGAGAUUAUGAAUUAUUAUACUGGAACGCUGGAGUCUGUCGUCAAAUCCCGCAGUCGUCGAUGAUGAGGGACGUCGAAUGGGCCAGCCAUACAUGCGUGAUAUCGUUCGAAACGAUUGGGAUAUGGCCCGAGGGCGCGGAUGGCACGGAUGUGAACAAUUGCUCGCGUAGCAGCGAUUCGAAACUGCUUGCAACCGGCGACGAUUUCGGAAAGGUCAAGCUAUUUACGUAUCCCGCCUGUCAACCCAAGUCGCUGUGUCAUACGUACGGUGGCCAUUCGAGCCACGUGAUGAACGUCUCGUUCCUUCAGGACGACACCAGGUUAAUCUCGAUCGGCGGCAGCGAUACCAGUGUCCUCCAAUGGAUCGUCAAUUACUAAUUAUUAAAUGUAAUUAAUAACUCGGUACGUGACCAAUUCUUCGCGGGGAGGAACGAGGUUCGUGCAUAUGAAAUAUUAUACAUCAGCUUCUUAAAUGCAUAGAACGAUUUUCAUAAGAUAAAAA